Molecule: messenger RNA, 3936 nt
Organism: Benincasa hispida (wax gourd)
Lineage: Eukaryota; Viridiplantae; Streptophyta; Magnoliopsida; Cucurbitales; Cucurbitaceae
Product: disease resistance protein RGA2-like
Molecular function (GO): ADP binding
Source: RefSeq, a predicted model, not a curated record
GUCUAUUUUGAUCGAUCUGCAAAUCAAAGUCAGAAAAGAGCUUUCCACUUUCUUCACUUAUGAAAAUAAAUAUACUCUCUCAUCGAGCUCAUUUACUUCAUUGCGUCGACUUAGUUUUCAGCUUGGGCUGUACCUUAUCCUUUCGAAUUUGACAAUAUAUUUAUCAAUUUCAUAUAGAAAAUCCACGAAUCAAAUGAUCCUUGGAACUAAACACCCAAAAGAUGACGAAUACUAAUUUAGUAUUCAAAACGAUGAAAUUUGCAUCGUGAACAAUUAUGCCGUGGAUUGCAAGAACAAAAUAUGUGGUGGCAUUGCAAAGAAAUAAUAAGAUUACAGAUGAGAGAAAUGAAUGAUGAUUUGAAAAGACCAACAACCAUAGUUGAAAAAUGUAAAUUGGAUAAAAUAUUUAUUUUUCCCCCUCAUCUUGAACUACUCCUCUUUGAGAAAAGUAAAGGGCAAGACAAGAUGGCUGAAUUCUUGUGGACAUUUGCUGUUCAAGAGACGUUGAAGAGAACGGUGAAAGUUGCUGCUCAGAAAAUUUCUAUUGCUUGGGGUUUGGAAGAUGAGCUUUCAAAGCUAAGCAAAUGGCUACUCGACGCCGGAGCCCUUUUGCGCGAUAUAGAUAUGGAAAUACUACGCAACGAAUCGGUGAAGAGAUGGGUAGAUGGCCUUGAAGAUAUCGUUUGUGAAGCUGAGGAUCUUUUGGAUGAGCUUUCUUAUGAAGAUCUUCGACGAAAUGUGGAAACAACUUCAAGGGUAUGUAAUAAUUUCGCAUGUUCCUCUGUUCUUAACCCUCUUGUUCGUCAUGAUAUGGCCAAUAACAUGAAGAAAAUUACUAAAAUGUUAAAAGAACAUUAUUGCAACUCUGUUCCUUUAAGGCUUGUUGGGAAGAAAUCCAUGGAGAAAGAAAACGAGGGUAAUAAUCUUAGGCAGAUUAGAGAAACGACUUCGAUUCUCAAUUUUGAUGUUGUGGGAAGGGAAACUGAAGUUUUAGACAUAUUGAGAUUGGUGAUUGGCUCUAGCAGUGAUGACUACGAGCAUCCUUUGUUGAUUAUACCGAUUGUAGGGAUGGGUGGAGUAGGAAAAACAACUUUGGCAAAGUUGGUUUUUCGUCAUGAGUUGAUCAAGAAACAUUUUCAUGAAACAAUAUGGAUAUGUGCGUCGGAACGCUUCGACAUCAACGAGAUUUUGGUAGCAAUUUUGGAAAGUUUAACGGAUAAAGUUCCAACCAAAAGGGAAACUUUACUUCGAAGGCUUCAAAAGGAGUUGCUAGACAAAAGAUGUUUCCUUGUUUUGGAUGAUGUUUGGAAUGAAAAUUCUAAGUUGUGGGAAGAGUUAGAAGAUUGUUUGAAAGAGAUAGUUGGGAAAUUUGGAAUCACCGUUAUGGUAACUACAAGGUUGGAUGAAGUUGCAAACAUUAUGGGGACGGUUUCCGGUUAUCGUUUGGAAAAAUUACCCAAAGAUCAAUGUUGGUCCUUAUUUAAGAGAAGUGCAAAUGCAAAUGGAGUAAAAAUGACUCCAAAGUUGGAGGCUAUUCGAAUAAAGUUGCUUCAAAAAAUUGAUGGCAUACCGCUAGUUGCAAAAGUUUUGGGAGGGGCCGUGGAAUUUGAAGGAGACAUUGAUAGAUGGGAGACCACACUUGAAAGUGUAGUAAGAGAAAUUCCAAUGAAACAAAAAAGUUUUGUGUUAUCGAUAUUACAAUUAAGUGUGGACCGUCUACCCUUCGUGGAAAAACAGUGUUUCACCUAUUGCUCAAAUUUUCCUAAAGAUUGUGAAAUUGUCAAAGAAAACUUGAUUAGAAUGUGGAUAGCACAAGGGUUUAUUCAACCACAAGAAGGAGAAAACACAAUGAUGGAGGAUAUGGGAGAAGUGCACUUCAACUUCCUAUUAUCUCGCUCCUUAUUUCAAGAUGUUGUCAAGGAUAAGUAUGGGAGAAUUACUCACUUUAAGAUACAUGAUCUAAUACAUGAUGUUGCCUUUGCCAUUUCGUCAAAUCAUCAAAAGUUGGUAUUAGAUCCUACUCAUUGUAAUGGGAAAAUGACAAGAAAGUUGCGCACCUUAAUUUCCUAUAACCAAGAGUUCCAUGAUAAGCUUGCAGACUGUCUUUUCUUGCGUGUUUUAGAAGUGAAUUCCUUACUGAUGAAUAGCUUACCAAACUUAAUUGGUAAGUUGAAACACUUGAGAUACCUCGACAUUUCAUUAUGUCCAAGGUGGGUUCUUCCCAAUGCUAUUACGACGCUUUACAAUUUGCAAACACUAAAGCUUGGAAGUAUAGAAAAUGUUCCAAGGAGUUUGAGAAAUUUGGUUAGAUUACGACAUCUAGAUUUCCAUGACGAUUACAAUAUAAGGCAAAUGCCAUCUCAUAUGGGUGAGCUGAUUCAUCUUCAAACGUUGUCUGGGUUUGUAGUAGGGUUUGAGGAAGGUUGUAAAAUUGAAGAACUUGGAAAUUUGAAAAAUUUGAAGGGUCAAUUGCGACUUUCAAAUCUCGAGCAAGUGAAAAGUAAAGAAGAAGCAAUAGCUGCGAAAUUGGCCGAUAAGAAGAAUUUACGUGAGCUAACAUUUGAAUGGAGUAUAGACUUUUUAAGAGAAGGUAGCAACUACAAUGACUCAGAAGUUUUGGAGGGACUUCAACCACACAAAAACCUCUGUUCUUUGAAAAUUACCAACUUUGGAGGGAAAUUUUUGCCUACUGCUACUUUUGUCGAAAAUUUGAUGUUCCUAUGUUUGUAUGGUUGUACAAAAUGUGAAAGGCUUCCAGUACUUGGACAAUUACCCAACUUGAAAGAACUUGGAAUUUGUUUCAUGGAUAGUGUGAGAAGUAUAGGGAGCGAGUUUUAUGGAAACGACUCCAACCAAAGGGAUUAUUUUCCCAAGUUGAAGAAAUUUGACUUAGGUUGGAUGUGCAACCUAGAGCAAUGGGAAUUAGAAGUGGCAAAUAAUGAAUCAAAUCAUUUUGGUUCUCUUCAAACUCUAAAGUUGGAUAGAUGUGGCAAAUUGGCAAAACUGCCAAAUGGAUUAGAAUGUUGCAAAUCUGUUCAUGAUGUGAUAAUAUCCAGCUGUCCUAACCUUACCUUAAAUGUAGAGAAGAUGCAUAACCUGUCUGUUUUAACAAUAGAUGAGUUAAAAAAGUUACCAAAGGGAUUAGCUCGCCUCCCUAACUUAAAGACGAUGAUGAUUACAGGAUGCAUACAGGAUUAUGAUUAUAGCCCUUUCCUGCACUUGCCUUCUCUUACGAAACUUUAUUUGAAUGAUGGCCUGAGAAAUGCAACUCAACUUCCUCAACAACUUCAGCAUCUCACUGCCUUGAAGAUUUUAGCCAUCGAAAAUUUUCAUGGCAUUGAAGUUCUUCCUGAAUGGUUGAAAAAGCUUACAUGUUUGGAAACUUUGGAUCUGGUUCGUUGCAAAAAUCUGAAACAAUUGCCUUCAAGAGAAACCAUGCUAUGCCUCACCAAAUUAAAGGAUUUCAAAGUUAUGGGAUGUCCGUCGUUGCUACUUGGGGGCCAAGCUGACCGAGAAGGUGCCAAAUUUACCGAUAUUCCAGCCUAUCUUUUUCAUGUAUACCAAUCUAGAGGAAGCCCUCUUUCCAAAACCUCUUCCAUCUAAAGCCUGUAUUAUUGUAUUCAAUGGCAUCCUUUGCCUCAUCAUUCUGAACUUUCCCAUAACCAUUCUUAUUUGGUUGGUGUCUUGCAAGACCUGGUGAAAUCUUUACACUCCUCCACAAGUGCCUCAUUGGCCAUCUCUUCAAGGAGAAGAUUGUAAGGUGGAAAUUGCAUUUGAAAUGGGUGUGAUGGGAUAUAUGAAUGAUAUGGUUUUAGCCCCAUUUGGUAACCAUUUAGUUUUUAGUUAUAGCUUUUAAAAAUUAAGUCUAUAGACACUAUUUUUACCAUCAAAUUUUUUCCUUUGUUAUCUUCUUUUUACCAAUGGUUUAGAAAACUA